AUGAUACGUCGUUUAAGAGGAGGUAAAGCAAAAACUGAAAAUUUACCAAUUUUAGAUAAACAUGGAAAACUUCUAACUAAUUCAAAACAAAGUUUAACUUGCUGGAAAGAGUAUUUCAAUGAUCUCCUAAAUGUACCAUCUCAUGUAGAUCCAAUAACAAUUCAACAAAUCCAUGCAGUUACAAUAACUACAACGGAACAACGACGACAAGAGCAAACACCAUCUCUGGAGGAAGUCCAACGCGCAAUAAAACAAAUGAAAAAUGGAAAAGCGCCUGGCAAUGAUGGAAUCUCUGCUGAUCUUAUAAAAGCUGGUGGUCUACCAAUGGCAAAAUGGUUGCAUGAGAUUUUUGUGGACAUAUGGGAAAAUGAAACAAUAAUUGAAGAUUGGUCAACAGCAAUCCUGAUUCGUCUCUAUAAAAAUAAAGGCGAUAAGAAGGAAAAAAUGACCAACCAGAUAGAAGCUAUUCAAUCACAAACACAAGAAUGGCAAAAUGUGACAAUAUCAAAGUUAGAACAAAAGCAUCAAGAACUGGAACAGCUGACAAGCAACCUUCGAGACAUGAAAAUGGAAAUACAAAAAAUUUGUGAAGCUAUUACAAUGAAAACAGUAGAAAAAAGUAAUCUCAACCAAUUAAUAGAAGAAAACACCUUGACACCUCAUACACAACGAAAUUCAUUGACAAUAGACGAAUCAUUUAAUAAUGACCAACCUGAUCGACAGCAUCAAACAACAACAAUUAUUAUCCCACCAUCAUCGUCAAUACCAACGUUUAGUGGAAGUAUCAUGGAGAAUCCUCGUCAAUUUCUUAUUCGAGUCAAAGAAUAUGCAGAAACAAUAAACCAUUGGAAUGAACAACAUUUACUUAAGGGCAUCUCACAAUUCCUUAGAGACACAGCCCUCGAAUGGUACUGCCAAUUAGGUAUUUCAAAUCGACGUCCACAAACUUGGACAGAAUUCAAUGUAAUCUUUCUCAACCAAUUCAAUUCACCAAUUCGACGAGCACAUCAAGAGCAGCAAUGGAAGAGCUGUAAACAAGAAGAAAAUGAAACAAUCAAUGAAUUUAUUGUUCGACUUCGGGCCCUCUGGCAAGAACAAAAGCCGAAUGAAACAGAAAGUGAUCUCAUUCGACACCUGCUGUGCAAGAUGAGAAACAAUUUAUUAACAAUGAUCGGUAUAUCUCGAUGUGAAUCACUAGACGAGAUUAUUUUAGAAGCUCAAAAAAUUGAAGAAAUACUCUACCAACGAAAUAAACAACGCCAAAGAACUGAUUACGAUGACGUAUUACACAAUGAUGCACCAACAACGUCAAUGUACAAUAACGAAAAUCAUCACGAGAAGAAACUGUCCAUAUCAAUACAACACCUAUCAACACCAGAAUUCGUGGCAUUACUCAAAAAACGACAAUGGAGCACAGGGUGGACGGGCCCAUGGCGCUCCAAUGUAAAAUAUCCCGUUCAACUAUCCGCCGAAAUUCAUACUAUGAACAUUUAUAAUAAUACUCCAUUAAUAUUACAAGGUAUGAUUGCAGGAAGACGAACACAACUACUUAUCGAUUCUGGAGCAUCGCUCACAUUAAUUAAUCUUCAAUUCUUUCGACGAUUGCCACGGUAUUAUCGUCAAAGAGCAUAUCCCCCUCCAUCCAAUUUAUGUCUUCAAUUGGCGGAUAGAUCACAACUCGAUGUUAAAUAUGCAUUAUCACUCCCAAUAACCAUCUCCAACUCAACUCGUGUACAUAAAGUCUACGUGGUCCCAAAAUUAUGGCGUUCGUGUAUUAUUGGUAAUGAUAUAAUACGUGAACACAAUCUUCAAAUAGAUGGUGGACAACAAUAUGCAUACUUCAAAGCGAAGAAAAAAAAUACACAGCUGCAACAGGAAAGAAAAGAAACAAUUAAGAACGAUGAUGAAUAUGUGUUGAUUGCCAAUGAGCGUGUCAAGAUUUCACCAUUUCAUGCAUUUAACAUUGAAGUUAAACCAAAUAAACCAUUCUCAAUUAUAGAAGAAGAUGACAGAGAUGAAUAUGAAGUAUCAUCAAUGAAAGAAACUCCACGUGUAGCCAACGGCAUUAUUACACCAUGUGAACACAUGACACUGCAGGUGGCUAAUCUAACGGAAAGAACGAUUAUGAUCUAUAAAAAUCAGCCGCUGGCGACAAUGACUCGUCUUAAUCAAAUUCAAUUAAAUAUGAUGCAACAUGGAACAAUAUCAUCAGCAACAAAACAAACGACGUCAAAAACAGACAGUGAUGUAAGUUUAAUCAACACUGAUUUAGACGAACAACAAAAAGAACAAAUAAAACAACUUAUUCAGCAAUUUCCGGAUGUGUUUAACGAACAACCAGGAAGAACAAAAAAAACACAACAUCAAAUUAAUUUAGUUCCCGGGGCACAGCCGUUUAAUUCACCACCAUUUCGUUAUGCACCAACAAGAAAGCAAAUAAUCGAGCAGAACAUAAAAGAAAUGUUAGAUCAAGGGAUUAUUUCACCAUCAACAAGUCCAUGGGCAUCACCCGUUAUAUUAGUUCCAAAGAAAGAUGGAAACUUACGUUUCUGUAUUGAUUAUCGAAAAUUAAAUGCUGUAACAAUUCGUGAUGCAUACCCACUUCCAAGAAUAGAUGAUACAUUAGAUUCAUUACGACAAGCGAAAUUUGUAUCAACACUCGAUUUACGCUCCGGAUACUGGCAAGUGGAAAUGGAUCAAGAUUCAAGAAAGAAGACCGCCUUUGUAACACAUAAAGGUCUAUUUGAAUUUAAUGUUAUGCCAUUCGGAUUAA
Rotaria sp. Silwood1 is the source of this 2773-nucleotide messenger RNA. The record is from the annotation of a GenBank genome assembly. NCBI's taxonomy places the organism in Eukaryota, Metazoa, Rotifera, Eurotatoria, Philodinida, Philodinidae.